AUGGUCAGCUCCCGCUGUGGCUCUGUCUGCUCUGAGGAGGGCUGUGGCCAAGGCUGCUGCCAGCCCAGCUGCUGCCGCCCCAGCUGCUGUGUGUCCAGCUGCUGCAGACCCAGCUGCUGUGUGUCCAGCUGCUGCAGACCCAGCUGCUGCCAGCCCAGCUGCUGCAGGCCCACCUGCUGUGUGUCCAGCUGCUGCAGACCCAGCUGCUGUGAGUCCAGCUGUUGUAGGCCCAGCUGCUGUUGCAGGCCCACCUGCUGUGUGUCCAGCUGUUGCAGGCCCAGCUGCUGUUGCAGGCCCACCUGCUGUGUGUCCAGCUGUUGCAGGCCCAGCUGCUGUUGCAGGCCCACCUGCUGUGUGUCCAGCUGUUGCAGGCCCAGCUGCUGUUGCAGGCCCACCUGCUGUGUGUCCAGCUGUUGCAGGCCCAGCUGCUGUUGCAGGCCCAGCUGCUGUAUGUCCAGCUGUUGCAGACCUAGCUGCUGCCAGUCUGUGUGCUGCCAGCCCACCUGCUGCCGCCCCAGCUGCUGCAUCUCCAGUUGUUGCCGUCCCAGCUGCUGUGUGUCCAGCUGCUGCCACCCCUGUUCUGGUGGUUCCAGCUGUUGUGGGUCUAGCUGCUGCAGGCCCAGCUGCUGCAUUUCUAGCUGCUGCCGCCCCUCCUGUUGCCAGACCACCUGCUGUCGCCCAGCAUGCUCUAGUGCUUCUUGUUGCUGA
Peromyscus eremicus (cactus mouse) is the source of this 708-nucleotide messenger RNA. Its product is annotated as keratin-associated protein 4-9-like. The coding region runs from base 1 to 708 and encodes 235 amino acids. Gene Ontology annotation, cellular component: keratin filament. The transcript is spliced from 2 exons. NCBI's taxonomy places the organism in Eukaryota, Metazoa, Chordata, Mammalia, Rodentia, Cricetidae. The record is from RefSeq and is a predicted model, not a curated record.